Glycine soja is the source of this 633-nucleotide messenger RNA. Its product is annotated as cation/H(+) antiporter 20-like. Gene Ontology annotation, biological process: regulation of pH; proton transmembrane transport. The coding region runs from base 1 to 633 and encodes 210 amino acids. Gene Ontology annotation, cellular component: endomembrane system; membrane. NCBI's taxonomy places the organism in Eukaryota, Viridiplantae, Streptophyta, Magnoliopsida, Fabales, Fabaceae. The record is from RefSeq and is a predicted model, not a curated record. Gene Ontology annotation, molecular function: antiporter activity. The transcript is spliced from 4 exons.
AUGGAAUUGGAGUUCGUAGCUUUGGAGUUGGCUGAUCCCAUGAAGAAGGUUCAUAUGGGUAAGAACAAGUCACUUAACCGCAGAGCACAUUGUUGCUGGAAUCAAUGGCAAGCAUAUGUCUUCUCUUCUUCUUCUAUUCUCGAGCUCGACUUGGUCACAAUUUGCCGGAGCGGAAAAAGAGCUUUGAGCCCUGCUGUCGGCAAAAUGUCCCUCCCUUACAUCUUCGGCAUCGGCCUCGCCCUAAUCCUUCGCAAGACCGUUGCCGGAAUCAACGAAUUUGGUUUCUCGUGGUUCCUCAUCUUCAUGGGAGUCACGAUUUUCAUCAUACCCUUCCCCGUCCUAGCAUGCAUCCUAACUGAGCUCAAGUUCCUCACUCCUCGCGUCGGCGACACUGCCAUGGCCGUCGCAGCGUUCAACGAUGUUGAUGCAUGGAUCCUCCUUGCCCUUGCCAUUGCACUCGCCGCCGUCGACGUCAACAGCCACAUUCACAAGAGCCCCUUCGUCUCGCUACGAGUGCUCCUCUCCAGCAUGGCCUUUGUUGCCUUCAUGAUGAUAAUAAUUUGGCUAGGAGACUUGACCAAACCGCUUCGGGAAAAUUUGAAAGCGAAGAUGGAUGGAAGUGGGAAUCAGUAG